Messenger RNA from Linum trigynum, 3165 nucleotides. The record is from the annotation of a GenBank genome assembly. Lineage: Eukaryota; Viridiplantae; Streptophyta; Magnoliopsida; Malpighiales; Linaceae.
UGUGACUAGUAGUAUACGUCUUAGUACGGGAAAACUUACCGUGAAUAUGUUACUGUGACUGAAAAUCAGUUUUCCUGUAAUGAAGUGGGAAAAUUUGGUUCUUUUGAUUAUGAAAAUGAAAUAAGUAUAAAGUAUAUGGUCAGGGUAGGGUGUAUAUGGUUAGUGUAUAAGAAUUGAUGGUUUUGACGGUUCUAAGUUUUUUAUUAACAUAUGUUCACUUGAAGUCAUUUGAAGUCUUUAACGGCAGGAGAUCCCUUUUCAAUUCAUGUUUAUGGUACGUGGCUACGGUACAAGGUAUGUGGUGUAAAGUAUAGGAUAUAUGGUUAGGAUAUAACAAUAUCCCUUUUCAAUUCAUGUUUAUUGCAAUUUCUACACUACAUGAUCGUUAUUUUACAACACUUAGUAAAAUUUUCGUACAUUUAAAUUGUGUUCAAGUUGAACUUUCAUUUCAAAAUGGGAGUUAAACUUGGCAUGUUAAGUCUUACGAUUGCAAUAACUCAGUCGAGUUGCGGGUUUGAAAAUUUUGGUUAAUCGGGUUGCGGGUCACUUUCGAAUGGAAAAUGAGAGGGAGGUUUAGAUGGGGACUUUGGAAUGGAAAAUUUAGGGGCGGGUGAAUAUGAGCCAACAAUUGUACUAAACUUGAUAAGUAAUUUUUGACGUUUCAUUGUUUAGGGUAUAAAAUAUAUAGUCAGGGUAUAGGGCAUAAGGUACAGAUGGUUUAGAGUGUAUAUAGUUAGGGUAUAAUGUAGUGAUGGUUUUGACGGUUCUAAAUUUUUUAAUAACAUAUGUUCACUUGAAGUCAUUUAAAAUAUUUAACAUCAAGAGAUCCCUUUUUAAUUUAUGUUUAUGGUACGUGGUUAGGAUACAGGGUAUAUGGUAUAUGGUGUAGAGUAUAGGAUAUAUGGUUACGGCAAAUAUCACUUUUUUAUCUAUGUUUUGAAAAUAAAAGUAUGAAUUUCACUUCAAAUUAACUAUACUACCAAAUCACAACUCAUAGGGAUAUAUGGUUAGGGUAUAGGGUAUGUUGUUAGUGUAUAAUAUAUUGAUGGUUUAGGGUGUACGAUCAACAACAUAUAUUAACUUAAUAUUGUCGAUUGAGAGUAAGGCUAAGUGUAUAUGAUAUAUGUUAUUGAGUAAAUUAUGAUUGAAGUAACAACAAUUUUACAUGGUUAUUCUAAACGAGAUAUUAUAAUCCAAUUACUACUGAAAUAAUAUUAAAAUACUAAAUAACAUUAAUGGUGUCUUUUGGUUGCAAAUGUUGAUAAAACUAUUACUAUUAGCUAGUGUACUUUACCAAUUAUGAUUAAUUACAUAACAAGUUUGCAAGUCAUAUAAAUUGAUUUAAACAUUUUGACUAGUUUUUUUAAAAUUAAGUAUAUAUAAGAGGUAGAAAGAAAUUGUUUAAAAAUUGACAAAAUUAAAUAUUUUAAAUUAGUGUAAUAAAAUGUGUAAGUUGGUAACAAGUAACAAGUAAGGAGUAAGUUACUCGAUGCGCUGACCCGAACAACCCGCAACCCGAUCCGCCCGCAACCCGCCCGACUCAAACCCAAUGAACCCGUAACCCGAUUUGUCCGCAACCCGAUUGAACCCGAACCCGAUGAACCCGCAACCCGACUAACCCGCAACCCGUUUGAACCCGAACCCGAUGAACCCGAACCCGAUAAACCCGCAACCCGAUGAACCCGCAACCCGUUUGAACCCGAACUCGAUUGAACCCAGCCCGAACCCGCCCGAACCCGCCCGAUUGACACCUAUAGUCUUGGGGAUGGCAAAGUGUCCUCUUUGGAAGGCAGCUGCUUGAGAAAGGAUUACGGUGGCAAAUUGGUAAUGGCCAGUCGACAUCUCUUCUUUUUUCGAAUUGGAUCCCUAGUUUGCAUCCGGACCGCCCGGUGUUUAAUCCCCAGGUGUUCCCGGAGGGGGGGGGGGGGUGAUCCGUGGGUGGCGGAUGUUAUUGAUCAAAGUAGGGGGGUUGGUGUGCUACUAAACUGAGUCAAUGGUUUGACCCACCCACCUGCCGUGCGAUCCUCUCUAUUCCUCUUUCGAGACAAAAUAUGGUAGAUAAGCUCAUAUGGCAUGGCACACCUGAUGGAGUGUUCACUGUCAAGUCAGCCUACCAUUUAGUUGUCGACCUGGACAAGAGGGCAGGCGACUGGAAGUCGACAGCUAGCUGGAUGGAUAGAGCAAGUUGGGUUUCGCUCUGGGAGGCUAAUAUUCCUCCCAAGUUAAAAGUCUUUGUCUGGCAGAUUUUCAAUCGUAUCCUCCCUACUACAAAGGCCCUCCGUGAGAAAGGUGUCCCUGUUCUUCCUCGUUGCACGGUCUGCUGGGGGGUAUCAGAAACUAUGGAGCAUUUGUUUCUGGAUUGCCCAGUGGCUCGGGCCAUGUGAGACUACGCGGGUCUGGAACAUCUCGGGCAAGGGUUGCCCCGCCAAACUUUCCCCCUUUUUCUCAAAAGGCUGUUUUCCCUAAUCCAUCAGCCCUCUGUUGUCCUAUCUGUGGUGGCUAUUUUGUGGCGGAUUUGGAAAUUCCGGAAUUGGGUUGUCUUUGAAGGCAAGCAAUUUGGAUUCCCUGCUUUGAUGUGCCAAUAUCACCAGCAAUGUGAGGAGUGGGAGCGUUUGCCGCGUGAUAGGGGGACUCUGAGUCUCAAUCAUCUUCCCCCUCCACCUGGGCUGCCUGCGGGUCCCUCGCUGGUGUGUAUGUGGGAUGGAGCAACAAGGGAUGGGUCUCAUUCGGCAGGCGGGAUAGUUCUUUUUGGCCCUUAGAAGGAUGUCCUCUUUGCAAAAGGCAUUUGCUUUCACUCUAUUGAUGAUCCUCUGGUGGUGGAAACCCUCGUCCUCAGGGAAGCUCUUUCCUGGUGCGUGACCAAUGGGUUACUGGUUGUGCGAUUUGAAGGCGAUGCCAAGGUCAUCAUCGGCAAGAUCAACCAAGAAGAUACAAGAGAUAGUAGAGUUGGGAUGAUUUUGGGGGAAAUUAGACAGCUUCUUGCUUCUCGCCCGGGGUUUAGCUUACGAUUUGUAGGACGAAAUAACAAUAGGGUAGCUCAUGCUGUGGCUAGAAAAGCCUUUUCUUUAUACCCGUCUACGUGUCGUUCUUUUAAUUUUCUGGUCUGACUGUAUUCCAGGAUGUAACGAUCUACCUCUUUUGAAUUAAUAUAAGAUUAUCUUUUGU